CCUGGACUGCUCGCGGGCCUGUUGAGGCCAGCUGGGGCUUCUCGGGGGCCUGCUGGGCCAGCCGGGUUGUCCUGAGGGGGGCUAUCUGUGCGCACUCCCGAAGCCUUACCAACCGUCACCUUCAUGUCUCUGCCGAAGCUUUGGGCGUCCUGGGCCGCUCAGCGCACCAAGUUGGGCAGGCCCCAGAUCAUCGAGGUGCUGACGGAUGACAACAACGGAACCGUGGCGCUGCACAACGCGCUCGUCGUCGUGUCCUCUUGCAUACCUGGUGGACGUUUUGACGACGAGGUUGUCCGUGCGUCUCUGCAGAACAAGCAGCGGUACUGUGACCUGUACGACAUCACGCUGCCAUCGUGUGUGCGCUGCGCAUUAUCCCGACUUUGACACGCGCACUCCCGGAGACCAUCACGCCAAGUGGGAGAAAUACCUGCGUCUGCACGCCGAGAUGGCGUCGUCUCGCGACGAGUGGUUCAUGUGGAUUGACUGUGACGCGAUCUUCACCAAUGUCUCGUUCGAUUGGAGUCAUCUUCUUCCUCAGCGAGGGCGCGAUACAGGUGCAAGACCUUCCCGUGACCUGGUGGUGUCGCGGGACCGCAACGGCUUUAAUUUGGGGGUCUUUUUCUUGCGAAAUACUCCCUGGUCACUUGGCUACAUCGAUGCGAUGCUUGCGAGGCAGGAACAUAUUGACCAUCAGCUUUGGAGGAGAAGGCGUCCCAACAGCUUGCGUGAUCAACGGGCCUUGGAUGAUAUGCUGCUUGCAGACCCGCUGCUCAUACGCCGGCUUCAGGUUGUGCCUCAGAAGCUCAUCAACAGUUUCUUGUCGCACAGCAAAGGCAACGGAGCGAUUUGGGGGCAAGGUGACUGGAUUGCGCAUCAGGUGGACUGCCUCCGCGCAGAGUGCAAUGCCGAGCUUCUCGACGUCGCGCGGCGUCUCGCGUGACUGAGACAACAAAGAAGGGCAGGGCAGCGCGCAAAGGCGCAGAUUCCUCCGCUCGGGGCCUCGAUAUUCUUGCCGCGAGGCGCACUGCAGCCUCUGGCGCUUUCUGUUGGCUUCUUGCAGCCUCUCUGAUGCUCUUUCGAGGUUCUCAUUGCUGAACUGAGGCCGAUCCUCGCGUGGUCGAUCCUUCGCGGAGUCGUCUCGCGCUUUUCAGCGCUUGCCUCGACCCCUCAGUGGUCUGCCCAGGAGCUGGUGUUCUCAGGACCGCCUCGGGCCUGAAGGAGGCCUUCGGAGGCGCUCUCUGAUUCACCUUUGAGCCUCUUGGGGAUCUUGGCU
Prorocentrum cordatum is the source of this 1273-nucleotide messenger RNA. NCBI's taxonomy places the organism in Eukaryota, Dinophyceae, Prorocentrales, Prorocentraceae. The record is from the annotation of a GenBank genome assembly.